Molecule: messenger RNA, 12971 nt
Organism: Danio rerio (zebrafish)
Lineage: Eukaryota; Metazoa; Chordata; Actinopteri; Cypriniformes; Danionidae
Source: RefSeq, a predicted model, not a curated record
GCAAGCUCUUCGGCUGAGCUCAUUGGGUAUUUCAAAAUCACAAUGCACGAGCAGCUCCAUGCAAACUGUGGGAGGGGAAGAGAAGAGCCAUCUUACUCAUUAAAAGUUAUCAGUGCAGCUCUCUGGUCCUGUCGCUCUGCACUCAGAAACAUGCCUUGACCCAAUGUGCACUUCCACGUUACAGGAAUGGUUGGAAUUUUGCGAACUGCAGACCUUCUGGAUCGUUUGGACUAAUUUUCCCAAUGAGAUGCGCGUGAGCCAUGGAAUUACCAGUGAUAUGGAUGUGCUUCGGAUUACUACUUCAUCUCUCACCUUUUGGAUGCUUGGAUCUGCAUCUAUCGGAAACACUCAAACCUGGUGCAAAUCUGGCAAAUGUAUCAAUCGGACCAGAAUGGACGUACAGAAUCGACAGAAGUCUCACAGAUAAGUCUUUUCGACACUUUCUGAAGAUCGGGAGAAGUGAUGGGCUUCUUUUACUCGCGCGGAAAUUUGACUGCGCUCGUUUGCCGAGAAAUCCAGUGCCAAUGUAUUUGCGGAUUAAACCACAGCUUUCUGAAAACUUCAUACUGCUUCAUUUCAACACAUUUGUGCAUGGUCAGAACUGCUACAUCAAAUACAAAAGAAAAAACCUGACUCCAGAUGCUUAUAUGUAUGUCGUGACUGGAUAUGAUUCGUGUUUGUCUUUAGACUCCUUACCUAUAAACAUUUACGAAAGUUUACCUGUUUCUAUGCGGAAUUCUCAGAUGUUUCGUGGUAGGUGUGUUGAGAAAACCCAACGGCGUGUUUCUCCCCUCACAAACCGAUGUUUACCUCACAAUCAGCGAGAUGAGGCGAAUUUGAUUUGUUUAAUGCCUAACUCUGUGAAUAGCUCUUUAUAUGUCGACGUUAAGUUACAUUUAAAUAGAAAAUACACUGGAAGUGAUUUUGACCCGUGGGCUAAACGUCAAAAAAGAAACGUGAACUCCGCUCCUCAGUUUCAACUGCCAAACUACCAGGUAUCAGUGCCCGAGAACGAGCCCUCGGGGACGCGUGUCAUUACACUCAAAGCCUUCGAUGCCGAUGACGGAGAUGCUGGUGUUGUUGUAUACGACAUGGAAGCUCUAUUUGACAGCAGGUCUAACAAUUUAUUUCAAAUAAACCCUGAAACGGGUGGUAUAACGACUUUACAACCUCUAGACAGGGAAGUUAAAGAUACCCAUGUGUUUAAAGUUACUGCUACUGAUAAGGGGAUCCCUAAAAGAUCAGCUAUUGCCUACCUCACUAUCACAGUCAGCGACACUAAUGACCAUUCUCCAGUUUUUGAGCAGAAUGAAUACAGGGUUAAUGUUCGAGAAAAUGUAGAGGUAGGUUUUGAAGUUAUGACUAUUAGAGCUACUGAUGGAGACGCCCCUUCAAAUGCCAAUAUGAUUUAUAAGAUUGUGAAUGAUGAUGAGGUAAACUCAUGCUUUGAAAUUGAUCCAAGGAAUGGGUUGGUCAGAACCAAAGUCAGACCUGACAGAGAAGUCAAAUCUCAGUACAAGCUUUUUGUUGAAGCCAAUGAUCAGGGCAGAGAGCCUGGUCCACGUACCGCCACAGCUACAGUGCAUAUUUUUAUAGAGGAUGAGAACGACAAUUACCCUCAGUUUAGUGAGAAACGAUAUGUAGUUCAAGUUUCAGAAAACAUUGCUGUCAACACACAAGUAGCUGUGGUGAAGGCUACUGAUAAAGAUGCGGGGAACAAUGCUAAAGUGCAUUACAGCAUCAUAAAUGGGAACAUAAAGGGUCAGUUUUACAUACACUCCCCUACUGGGGUCAUUGAUGUUGUCAGCCCUUUAGAUUAUGAAAUGAUUAGAGAAUACACACUACGAGUGAAGGCACAAGAUGGAGGUAGACCGCCUCUUAUCAAUGGCACGGGCAUGGUUGUAAUUCAGGUGGUGGAUGUUAAUGAUAAUGCCCCCAUGUUUGUUAGCACACCCUUUCAAGCCUCAGUGUUAGAAAAUGUUCCUAUUGGUUACUCUGUGAUACACAUUCAAGCCAUCGAUGCUGAUUCAGGUGACAAUGCUCACUUGGAAUACAAGCUGACUGACACAUCGCCUGGUUUUCCGUUUGUUAUCAAUAACAGCACAGGAUGGGUUACAGUUAGCGCUGAACUGGAUAGGGAGACAACAGAGUUUUACAGUUUUGGAGUGGAGGCCAGAGACCAUGGGGUUCCCACAAUGUCAUCUUCAGCUAGUGUAAGUGUCACUAUACUUGAUGUUAAUGACAAUGUCCCCACCUUCACACAACAUUUGUAUAACCUAAAGGUCAACGAGGAUGCAGUUGUGGGCACCAGUGUGCUUACUGUUUCAGCUGUAGACAGGGAUGUAAACAGUGUGGUAACAUACCAAAUAUCUAGUGGGAACACACGGAACAGGUUUGCCAUCAGCAGCCAGAGCGGAGGGGGACUUAUCACUUUAGCAUUACCUCUGGAUUACAAGCAAGAACGGCAGUAUCUACUAACAAUUACUGCCUCAGAUGGUACACGCCAUGACACAACUCAAGUUUUUAUUAAUGUGACUGAUGCCAACACCCACAGACCAGUAUUUCAAAGUGCCAACUACCAGGUAUUAGUAAGCGAAGACCGGCCUGUAGGCUCCACUGUCGUUGUCAUCAGUGCCACAGAUGAGGACACUGGUGAAAAUGCCCGCAUCACUUAUGUAAUGGAGGACAAUGUGCCACAGUUCAGGAUUGAUCCUGAUACUGGUGCCAUCACAACUCAGAUUGAAAUUGACUACGAAGAUCAAGCUUCCUACACACUGGCUAUCAUUGCUCGUGACAACGGCAUCCCUCAGAAAUCAGACACCACCUACGUAGAGAUCAUCGUUCUUGAUGCCAAUGACAAUGUACCCCAGUUUCUCCGGGACAUCUACCAGGGAACAGUCUUUGAGGAUGCGCCAGUGUACACCAGUGUACUCCAAGUAUCAGCUUCAGACAGAGACUCUGGAUCUAACGGUCGGCUGAGCUACACCUUUCAGGGAGGGGAUGAUGGCGAGGGGGACUUUUUUAUUGAACCUUACUCUGGAAUCAUUCGAACUGCCCGCAAGCUCGACAGGGAAAAUGUUGCAUUGUAUACCCUUAAGGCAUUUGCAGUUGACAAAGGAGUGCCCCCACUAAAAGCAGCUGUGGACAUUCAAGUGUCAGUGCUGGACAUAAACGACAACGCCCCUGUUUUUGAAAAGGAUGAAUUGUACAUUUAUGUUGAAGAAAACAGUGCCGUAGGCUCCACUCUUGCCCGUGUCAGUGCCACAGAUCCAGAUGAAGGUACCAAUGCUCAGAUCCUAUACCAGAUUGUUGAGGGCAAUUUUCCUGAGGUCUUCCAGCUUGACAUCUUCAGCGGAGAUCUAAUUGCCCUUACUGACCUAGACUAUGAAACAAAGAUGGAGUAUGUAAUAGUGGUCCAGGCCACUUCUGCACCUCUUGUCAGCCGCGCCACUGUACAUGUCCUCCUAGUAGAUGUCAACGACAAUGACCCUGUUUUACAAGAUUUUGAGAUCAUUUUCAACAACUACAUCACUAAUAAAUCCAGCAGCUUUCCAAAUGGAGUUAUUGGGAAGGUUCCUGCUCGUGACCCAGAUGUGUCCGACAAACUCAUCUACACAUUUGUUGAGGGAAAUGAACUCGGCCUGCUGAUUCUCAACCAAGAUACUGGGGAGCUAAAGCUGAGUAAGGACCUGGAUAACAACAGGCCGCUUGAGGCAUUGAUGAGGGUAACAGUUUCAGAUGGACUCCACCAGGUCUCGGCCCUCUGCACCCUCCGCGUGACUAUCAUUACGGAUGAUAUGUUGACAAACAGCAUCACCGUUCGUCUGGAGAACAUGUCUCAGGAACGUUUCCUCUCCCCCCUGCUUUCCCUUUUUGCUGAAGGUGUAGCCGCAGUCUUGUCCACCAGUCCCGACGGCAUCUUCAUCUUCAAUGUCCAAAAUGACACGGAUGUUAGUGGAAGUAUUCUCAACGUCACUUUCUCUGCCCUUCUCCCUGGUGGAGCUCCGGGGCGUUAUUUCCCAUCAGAGGAACUUCAGGAGCAGCUUUACCUGAACCGCACCUUGCUGAUGCUAAUCUCGACUCAGCGCGUCCUUCCGUUCGAUGAUAAUAUCUGUCUGCGUGAGCCCUGUGAGAACUACAUGAAAUGUGUAGCUGUUCUGAAAUUUGACAGUACGGCACCAUUUGUGGCGUCUAAUACAGUACUGUUUAGACCUAUACAUCCAGUGAACGGGUUACGCUGUCGGUGUCCAGAUGGAUUCACUGGAGAUUACUGUGAGACGGAGGUGGAUCUUUGUUACUCAGGCCCGUGUCAAAACAAUGGGAAGUGCCGUAGUAAAGAAGGGGGAUACACCUGCGAGUGCCCGCAAGAUUUUACAGGAGAGCGCUGUGAGGUAAAUGCCCGCUCCGGCCGAUGUGUUCCUGGUGUGUGUAAGAAUGGAGGCAGGUGUUUGGAUCUGCUGGUGGGUGGUUUUAUGUGCCAGUGUCCCGACGGAGAGUACGAGAAGCCCUAUUGCCAGAUGAGCACACGCAGCUUCCCCGGCCAGUCCUUCAUCACCUUCAGAGGCCUGAGGCAGAGAUUCCACUUCACCCUCUCCUUCAUGUUUGCUACCAGGGAGCGAAAUGCGCUUUUGCUGUAUAAUGGCAGGUUUAACGAAAAGCAUGAUUUCAUUGCGAUUGAAAUUGUUAAAGAGCAAAUCCAGCUGACCUUCUCUGCUGGAGAAUCAAAAACCACAGUGACUCCAUUUGUAGCUGGUGGGGUUAGUGAUGGGCAAUGGCACACAAUACAUCUACAUUACUACAACAAGCCUAAUAUAGGGCGUCUGGGUGUCCCUCAUGGCCCGUCACAGGAGAAGGUUGCAGUGGUGGCACUGGAUGACUGUGACGUGGCAAUGGCUCUGCGUUUUGGAGGGCAGAUUGGAAACUACAGCUGUGCAGCCCGUGGCACUCAAACAGGCCAGAAGAAGUCCCUGGAUCUCACUGGUCCUCUUCUCGUUGGUGGUGUCCCAAACCUGCCUGAAGAUUUCCCAGUCCAGAACAGAGACUUUGUGGGCUGCAUUAAAAACCUGACCAUCGACAGCAAGCCCAUAGACAUGGCCAACUUCAUCUCCGACAACGGCACCGCAGCAGGUUGUGCAGCAAAACGUGACUUUUGUAGCCAGGCUGUUUGUCAGAACGGAGGCGUUUGUGUGAACAGAUGGAACACCCACACCUGUAACUGCCCAUUAGGCUAUGGAGGGAAGAACUGUGAGCACGUUAUGCCCGCUCCACUGCAUUUUGAUGGCCAUGCGCUGGUGUCAUGGAGUGAUACAGACAUCACCAUUGCCAUUCCCUGGUACAUGGGUCUUAUGUUUCGCACACGAAAAAGCACAGGAGUAAUUCUACAGGCUACUGCUGGAGAGUUCUCCAAGAUUAAUCUUAUGGUCACCAACAGACACCUUCGGUUCCAAGUGUUUUUAGGGAACAGACGUGUGGCGCUCUUAGAUUUUCCUCAGGUGUACGUGGAUAAUGGAGAAUGGCACCAUGUGCUUGUCGAGCUCAAGAGUGGAAAAGAUGGAAAGGACAUCAAAUAUAUGGCUCUUGUUUCAUUGGACUAUGGCAUGUUUCAGAGGACAGUGGAGAUCGGUAAUGAGCUGCCCGGACUUAAACUGAGGAACUUGUUUAUUGGUGGACUGCUUAAGAAAGAUGACACUGUGCAGGGUGGAUUUAAUGGCUGCAUGCAGGGUGUGCGAAUGGGCGAGACGUCCACCAACAUUGCCAACAUCAACAUACGGCAUGCAAAGCGAAUCCAUGCGAAAGACGGGUGUAAUGUACCUGAUGCAUGCCUGGCUAACCUGUGUCCAUCACACAGCCAUUGUACAGACAACUGGACAUCCCACACAUGUGUCUGUCAGCCAGGUUAUUUCGGCAGGGACUGUGUAGAUGCGUGUUUAUUGAACCCCUGUGAACACACUUCCUCUUGUGUUCGCAAACCAAGCACUAAACGUGGCUACAGCUGUGACUGUGGACACAAUUACUAUGGCCAGUACUGUGAGCACAAAGGAGAUCAGCCUUGUGCUCAUGGCUGGUGGGGAAACCCGACAUGUGGGCCUUGCAACUGCGACCUCAGCAAAGGCUUCAAACGGGACUGUAAUAAAACCACAGGAGAGUGUAGCUGCAAGGACAACUACUUUCGUCCACUCGGAGGAGACACCUGCUACCCGUGUGACUGUUUCCACUUGGGCUCUCAUUCACGGGUGUGUGACCCUGUGACGGGACAGUGCUCCUGUAAGACAGGUGUUGUGGGCCGCCAGUGUAACCGUUGCGACAACCCAUUUGCUGAGGUCACAGUCACUGGAUGUGUGGUGGUAUAUGAUGGCUGUCCUAAAGCCUUUGAAGAGGGGAUCUGGUGGCCCCGGACCAUGUUUGGUGGACCUGCAGCUACAAAUUGCCCCAAAGGAUCCAGUGGCACAGCUAUCCGUCACUGCAGUGAUGAUAAAGGCUGGUUUCCAUCAGAGCUCUUCAACUGCACGUCGCUCAGCUUCUCAAAGCUCAAGAAAGCGAGUGAGGAUCUGUAUGCAAACGCUUCUCGAAUGGAUGGAGAGAGAUCCAGAAGUCUUGCAAGUCUGCUUCAGUCGGCCACAGGACACACAUAUCGUCUUUUUGGGAAUGAUGUGAGGACGGCCUACCAUCUGCUGGCCAGUGUGCUGGAGCACGAGAGUCUGCAGCAGGGAUUCGAGCUCACCGCCACACAUGAUACUGAUUUCAACAGGAACAUCAUUAAAGCCGGAAGUGCCAUCCUCGACCCGCUUAACCAGGAGCAUUGGGAGAAGAUCCAGCGAUCUGACGGCGGUACGGCAAACCUGCUCCACCAGUUUGAGGAGUACGCGAACACUCUGGUCCAAAACGUGAGGAAGACCUACCUGAGACCCUUCACCAUCAUCACUGACAACAUCAUUGUUGCGUUAGAUUUUCUGGACUCCACUGCAAGCCAAGAAAAGAUUCCUCGAUUUCAGGAGGUUAAGGAGGUCUUCUCAAAAGAGAUGGAGUGUUCAGUCCUGUUCCCAAACCUGCUUAUGUCAAAGAAAAGCAAAGAUGCUUUAAGCACUGAUCCUCCAUCUCAGAUUAACUCAACUGUGUCUGUGAUGAGCAUGGAUGGAUCGGAUGUUGUUGAUCUGAUACCAUCCAUAAAGAAAAGAAGCCAUGCAGAACAGCCUGAUCCCCCUGCUGCAGUGAUGGUGAUGAUCUACAGGUCUCUGGGUCACCUUCUUCCAGAGAGUUACGAUCCGGACCGACGCAGUCUAAGACUGCCAAAUCGUCCUGUCAUCAACACACCUAUAGUUAGCGUGGUGGUCCACAAGGAUGGAGAACCGCUCUUAAGCCCUCUCCAAAGACCAAUACUGCUGAACUUCAGACUCCUGGAGACUCAGGAGAGGACCAAACCUGUGUGCGUCUACUGGAACCACUCCAUCAUGGUUGCUGGUGGAGGUGCCUGGUCUUCUAAAGGCUGUGAGUUGGUCUUCAGGAACUCCACUCACAUCAGCUGCCAGUGCAGUCAUAUGAGCAGCUUUGCCAUCCUCAUGGACAUCUCCAAACGAGAGCAUGGUGACGUUCUUCCUCUGAAAGUGGUGACCUACACAACAGUGUCAGCUUCACUGGUGGCCCUCCUCAUCACCUUCCUCCUGUUGGCCAUUCUUCGCAAGCUGCGCUCCAAUCUACACAGCAUCCACAAGAACCUGGUGGCCUCCAUCUUCCUCUCAGAGUUCAUCUUCCUCACUGGCAUCAAUCAGACAGACAGUCCGUUUGUUUGUACAGUUGUGGCCAUUCUUCUACAUUACUCAUACAUGUGCGCAUUCGCCUGGAUGUUUGUGGAGGGGCUGCACAUUUAUCGAAUGCUGACUGAGAUGCGUAACAUCAACCAAGGCCACAUGCGCUUCUACUAUGCUAUUGGCUGGGGGAUUCCCGCUAUUAUUACCGGUCUGGCUGUGGGUUUGGAUCCGCAGGGUUAUGGAAACCCUGACUUCUGCUGGCUGUCUGUUUAUGACACUCUCAUCUGGAGCAUCACGGGACCAAUAUCCAUAGUAGUGCUGAUAAAUAUAGUCCUAAUUGUGCUGGCAGCCAAAGCCUCGUGUGGACGGCGCCAGCGAACAGAGAAAUCUGGAGCAAUCUCUGCUCUUCGAGUGGCCUUUCUCCUCCUGCUGCUCAUCAGCGCCACCUGGCUGCUGGGUCUGAUGGCGGUCAACAGUGAUGUGCUGUCCUUCCACUACCUAUUCGCCAUCCUCAGCUGCUUACAGGGCAUUUGCAUCUUCUUUUUUCACUGUAUUCUCAACAAAGAUGUGAGGAGAAACCUGAAAAGUGUCUUUACAGGAAAGAAUAUACCAGCUGAGGAUCCCAGUGUAACUCGGGCUACUUUACUCACGCGUUCACUGAAUGGUGACGUCUACAUGGAGGAUGGAGGUCUGUACCGAACCACUAUUGGAGAAUCUAGUGUGUCUCUGCAGAGCUCAGUCAGAUCAGGAAAGAGUCACGGUAGCAGUUACCUCGCUUCCACAUUCAGGGAGAAGAAACGCAGCAUAUCGUCCAAUGGUGGACAUGUGGGACACGAUGAAGUAGACUCGACACUCUUUUUUCAUAAGAGUAAAAAGAAAGAAGAUUCAGAUUCGGACAGUGAGCUGUCAGCAGAUGAGCACAGCAGCUCUUACGCUUCCUCACACUCCUCAGACAGCGAAGAUGAGGAAAGACACUCCAAAACUAAGUGGAAUAAUGAGAGGACGCCGAUUCACAGCACUCCUAAAGUCGAUGGUGUGUCUGGUCAUGGAAAGCCGUACUGGCCAGAAGAGAUGCCCACAGCCAGUGAAAGUGAGGAUAUGGUGCGUCCAGAAAAACUGCGGGUGGAAACGAAAGUGAAUGUGGAGCUUCAUCAAGGCAAUAAACUGAAUCACAAUGGAGAUCUAUCUCAAAGUGAAGGUCCACCUAGUCAGCCAAACAGCAACCAGCUGCCCAGAAGAGGCAUUUUGAAGAACAAGAUCACAUAUCCUCCUCCACUGACGGACAAGAACAUGAAGAACCUCUUGAGGGAGAAGCUCAGUGACUACAACCCACCACAGAUCUCCCGUAAGACCCCGUCACCUGGGUCAAACGAGGGUCUCCACUCAGGACCCGAGACCCCCAGCAUCAUCAUCAAACCACCUCCAGUCCCACCCAAACCUGCCCUCAACGGCCUCACACUGGACCUGACCACCCGUCCCGUCACCCUAGCGGACGACGACUUCCAUUCAGAUGGAAGCAAUGAAACUUCAAUCUGACUCUUCUGAAGGAUGAAGAAACUGAAAGUGCUUUAGGGAACCGGUUGCCGGAUCCAGAAAAGCCCAUCAUUCUCCUGCUCUGAAGUUGUUUUUAGUAUUUAUAAAGAUUCAUUUAAUACAAAUAGAGGCUGGACGCAAGGUAUCCCAGCUUCCCAAGUUCUACCACAAGUCCACAUUGAACUGGUCGAGGACAGAUAGUGUUUCUGGCAUUGUGGAUUUGGCGUUAUUUUGAUACAGACUGAUUUGUACAGUUUAUUGCAAAAUUCAUUGGUCACGAACAAAUGACUUGUGACAUGUAAGUAAUGUUUAUAGAUGCAUUUUGUACUUUAGAUGUGUAUUAGGUUUAUUUGUAUAAUUCUAAAUUAGGAUUUCAUUGUGAUGCCAAUACUGAGUAUUUAUGUUUACGAUGGUAUUUUUUACAGCACUAUUUUAAAUGUGUUCAUAUUGUGUUUUUUAUAUUGUGCAUUCAAUUGUAGCUUAAUUUGAUGUAGCCUAAAGUGUUCGUUACCCAAAAAUUUAAAUCUGUCACAAUACACUCAAACCUAUCUUGUUCAAACUCGUUCAUCUGUUAAGUCAUAUUAUGAUAUAUUUUUUAGAAAUGUUGAUAUUUCUGCUCCUCUAUUGAAAGCCUGUUCACCCAAAACUCAUUUAAAUGUAAAUUAAUACCAACAUUUAUUCUGUCCAUUUUAUGAAAUGAUCAUGUAUCUACUGUACAUGUCUCUUGGGUUAAACAGCUUGAUAUAUAUUUGAUAUUUACAGUAGUUGAAUCACUUUAUGAAUGCUUUGAUGCUAAUAGACUUUCAAUGGAGGGUCUUAAUACCUGAUGAACAAGUCAUUUAGGUUUGGAAGAACAUGUUUGGAGUGAGUAAAAUGAUGACAGAAUUUUUAUUUUGUGUUGAACGAACUCUAUUUUCUUUACCCCACUCAUGUUUCAGAUGAAUUAUUGGUCCAUCAUACAUAAUUUCUGUCGUUGGGUUUAACAGACGUGUAUUUUUGCAGUUUUUUUUUUUUUUUUACCUCUGACAGUAUUUUCCAGUCUAUGCUCAGCAUGCCUCAAUGUCUCCGCCAGUGCUGUACAUAGACAAACAAUGUUUUGUUACAUUUGCUCCACCUACCCAAAGUACAUUUACUCUUUAAAUGAUCUUUACAGGACAGAAAAUGCAUGUUUUUGAAAGUGAAACAGUUAUUGCCUCUGCUUGAACUAGAAUAAUUAUAUUGUGAAAAUAUGUAAUCAUGUGCAUGUCUAUUAUGCAAGGUCAUUCGUAACUUUUUGAUUUCAUGGAAAAUUUGUUUAAAUUUGUACAAUCUCAUUAGAAAGUUUUCAAUACAUCCCUGGAGCUACCUUUUUUUGAAGUUUUUGUUUUCACGACUCCACCAGAGGCCACUGUGUACUCUUUUUUUUUUUCAAAUCUCAAAAUUUCUCUCAUGAGUGGCAUUCGCACCUGCUCUUCUUACAUAAAUCCACUAGAGGCUGCUGUUGACUAACUCACUGGCUGUAAUGAUCAACCGAACGAUAUCCCCACCAUCCCCUUUCUCUAAACCUAACCAAUAGACAAAUUUCACGCGGCCGCCAUUUUCAAAAGCGAAAUCGGUGGGAAGAAGCCUGUAAGUAUAAUUGGGAGUUACAUAGGAAUGUUGUGUAACUGGCUAUAUAUCUUAUCAGCGAAGAUAAAGUGACACAAAUUUAUCAUUUCUCCGCCUUCCGGGUGACCCGAAGGUCGAUUCUGAAUGAAUGGGGAAUGUAGCCAAGUUAAGGGAAAUGGCACUAGUUAGUUAAUGUUUUCUUUCCCAAACACACGUUUUAGAUGCCAUUUAUCAUAUUCGAGUUAAUAAACUGAUUCUUUCACUAUAUUAGACUUGUCACGAUACUGAAUUAAAAGAAAAACUGGCAAUUUCACGCUAACAUUUAAGGCAAUGUCGAUAGCUUUCUUAAAACAGCGCUGAUUUGCUAUUGUGUUCACGUGUUCUAGACGCGAUAUGAGAAUAUAAAGACUUAACCAGAUACAGUACAAGCCACGUGGAGCGAUUACAAGUAACAGAACACAAUUAAAUACAUAAUUUGCAAGCUAGAGAAAACAAGGAGGCAACCAUUUUAAUCGCACUUACAUACUUACAUUUGUGAAAUGGAGGAUGAAACUGAUCCAUGAACUGUAAACUUCCUGCCAAGCUCUGACAAAGCCCCAUCAGUAGUCUUUUGUGAUCCUUCCUUUUACAAACAGCCGACAAAUGCCCUGUUGUGUGUAGUUUGCUGAAGCACUUGUCAGAAAAAUGACAGGAACACAGCACAAGGCUUGGGUUAUAAUGCUGAGGUAUUUUUGCAAAAAUAAACUUCAACCGUCCACUGACUCUUCACAGCCUCAUCUUUGGGUAGAAAAAAUAACACUAACUUUCCCUCAGACUUUAGAGCACAGCGUCUUCCCGAAAUGAUUUAACCAGGAACUGCUACAGUGUUUGUCUUCCUUUUUUCUUUCUACAGUGUUUGUGGGCGAGGGCGCAGGUUUCAAUUUUCUCGUGUCUAAGUGAGCAACUUGUGGGCGGGGCUUGAGUUCCGUAUAAACGUCACGCCAACACUGCUAAGGAUUCGUCAGCACUGCGAUUUUUCUCUUUCGCUCAGAAGCCGCAUUUUCAGUCGAUAAUUUUUAGCAGCAAAGCAUUCGGUGCAUCCCUCAUCUAUAGAUAUGAAAGGAGUAGGCAUACCUGAAGAAAGCCUAAUGAAUUAUUAGAAAAUAGUGCACAAUGUGGUAAUCUGGCUAUGACAUAAAGCAGAGUGGCCGUUACACCGCAGCUGUGCAUUAUUCCCAACUAAUUCAAAGUCAAUUAAUCCACUUAUACCACGGUUACCACACCUCAAGCCACUGUUCGGACAUUUUAUUUAAAGACAUAUGUACGGUUUUUGUCCUCAGACUGCCCCUGUGUGACGUACUUUCCUACGCAUCUCAUCCAAAAUAAGUAAAAUAAUUAAAAUUAUUCAGCGGUGUGAUGUUGAACUUUAAAGUGGUCAAAAUCUGCCAAGAACGACAUUAACUGUGUUUAUCUGAAAAUAAUUGUACACUUUAGAAUUAGCAUCAAGCAUUCAACAGUCCCAUAGAAUAAACACGAGUACUUGACAACCGAAAUAACAAUGGAGGACUACAAGACUAUAGUAAUAUCGCCAUCUACUGGCCUGCCAUACAUGUUUUUUGUUUUUGCAUGUUUUUUGUUUUUGCAGAUCUGUAUAAACAGGGAUGAUUUUGACAGUGUUGUCUGUACUUAAAAAAGAAAGAAAAACUUCUUUAUGUUUUUAGUACUUCCGUCAUCAUGUAAUUGUACCCUCAAUAACAAGGAGAGAAUCAAGUUUCCUAAAGUGCCUGCUGACUGUUUUAUAGCUCUGCCAAACUGCUUGUGUAAAUAUAUGCAGACUGAGGAAUUCAGGGACCCGUUCUUUAGGUUUGACUUGUGUUAAAGGUCAAUCUAUGUGAAAGUGACGUCAGAUCAGUAACUGUAUUCUCUUAUAGCUAGAAUGCAUUGAUCAAUAAGUGAACAAAUGUUUUCAUAUGUCACAGAUGAAAUGUUUCAUGAAAUACCUCCAUUACCUGUCAAAGCUAUCUUAGAUACCAGCAUGUAAAAUAAGGUAUUUAUAUUCUUAUUAUUCGCACUGAUAGUACAUUUGAACAUUGUAAAUAAAGGAAUUUGAAAGAUUUAAUUAAAAAA